Messenger RNA from Acanthochromis polyacanthus (spiny chromis), 1088 nucleotides. RefSeq names its product UTP11 small subunit processome component (gene utp11). The coding region runs from base 134 to 898 and encodes 254 amino acids. NCBI's taxonomy places the organism in Eukaryota, Metazoa, Chordata, Actinopteri, Pomacentridae. The transcript is spliced from 8 exons. Gene Ontology annotation, cellular component: nucleolus; small-subunit processome. Gene Ontology annotation, biological process: rRNA processing. The record is from RefSeq and is a predicted model, not a curated record.
GAACCCACGUGUUCGGCUCCAGGGAAGCACCAGAACUGAAGCAAACUACAGGGAGGUUGCAGAGUGUGUGUAUACUAGAAAAGCUCUUUUAAUUAUAUUUAGGCUUCAUUACGCUCGGAGACAGCUUUCUACAAUGUCCUCUUUCAGGAAAGCGCUGAAAUCCCGACAGAAAAACCACCAUGAAAGGUCUCAGCCUGGUUUCAGAAAACAUUUGGGAUUACUGGAGAAGAAGAAAGACUACAAACUCCGAGCAGAUGACUAUCACAAGAAACAAAACACCCUUGCUGCUCUCCGAAAGAAAGCUCUGGAGAAGAACCCAGAUGAGUUUUACUAUAAGAUGAUCAACUCUCAGCUGCAGGAUGGAGUUCAUGUGAUGAAGAAACAGAAUGAAGAGGAGGAGGUAACAGAGGAGCAGAAGAAAGUGAUGAGGACGCAGGAUGUCAAAUAUGUAGAGAUGAAAAGGGUUGCAGAAGCAAAGAAAAUCGAGAGGCUGAAAGGAGAACUCCAUCUUUUGGAUGCAGACAGCAAACCAAAAAACACCCACACAUUUUUUGUGGACUCUAAAAAGGAAGUGCAGUCAUUUAACCUGGCAACACACCUCAACACGGCUCCAGAGCUGGUGGAUAGAGUGUACAACAGACCAACUCUGCAAACACUGGAGACUAAGAGCAUCCAAGGAGCUGUGGAGCCUCGCAGUAUGAAGAAGCUGGCCAAGCAAAGGAAGCACCAGUAUAAAAUCCUUUCCCAGAGGAUUGACCGAGAAAAGAAAAUGUUUGUCAUCAGUCAGAAAAUUCAGACCCGCAAGGACUUACAGGAUAAAAAUAAGAAAGUGAAGGUUAAAAAGGAAACACCCAAUGCUGCAGCUAUCUACAAAUUUGCGACCAAGAGGAAACGCUGAGGAGGAAGUGGGGAAAAAAAUCACUCCUGGGAUGUAAUUAUAAAAUUUUGGACUUCUACCUUAUGGAUCUGCACAGCUCUGGUCACAGCACCUGAUAAAUGUUUUUCUCAUCAUUGUUGCAGCUUUGCAGUUUUGUACAUAUUUCUCAAAGACAUGCAUUUUUUUUCAAAUAAAUGUGUGAAGGCUUGCA